Messenger RNA from Beta vulgaris subsp. vulgaris (sugar beet), 1963 nucleotides. Its product is annotated as common plant regulatory factor 1. Gene Ontology annotation, cellular component: nucleus. The transcript is spliced from 13 exons. NCBI's taxonomy places the organism in Eukaryota, Viridiplantae, Streptophyta, Magnoliopsida, Caryophyllales, Amaranthaceae. Gene Ontology annotation, molecular function: DNA-binding transcription factor activity; sequence-specific DNA binding. The record is from RefSeq and is a predicted model, not a curated record. Gene Ontology annotation, biological process: regulation of DNA-templated transcription. Bases 227 to 1504 code for a protein of 425 amino acids.
CUCUCUCCUCCCUCAACUCCCCCAUUCUUCCUUCCUCUUCACCUUCUUCUCUUUCUCUCUCUUCUACUUUUUUAUUUUCUCUCUCCUCCAUACUUAUUCUCCUUUCUAAAUACAAUGCUGAGGUUUUAGGCCGAUUUCUAGGGCUUAUUCAUCAUCAUUCAACAUAUUUCUUCAAUUUUAUUCCAAGAUUGAUAUUAGGUUCGAAAUUCGGUGUUGCUGAGUGAUUAUGGGAAGCAGUGAAGAUGGGAAGUCUUCCAAGUCAGAAAAAUCAUCUCCAGUUGCAACUGAGCAGAAUACUGUCCAUGUUUAUCCUGAUUGGGCAGCCAUGCAGGUUAGUUGCUCGGCAUAUUAUGGUCCAAGGGUUGCUUUGCCACCAUAUUUCAACUCAGCUGUUGCACCUGGGCAUCCGCCUCACCCUUAUAUGUGGGGACCUCCACAGCCUAUGGUGCCACCAUAUGGGGCUCCUUAUGCCGCAAUCUAUGCACCAGGGGGAGUUUAUGCGCACCCUGCAAUUCCUCUUGGUUCACAAGCACCUGAUCAAGCAGCUGCUCCUAUUGCUGUGACUGAACCAUUGGUUGCUACACCUUUGAGCAUGGACACACCUGUUAAAACACCUCGAGAUGGCGAGAAAGGUUUAAUAAAAAAGCUAAAGGGGUUUGAUGGCCUUGCAAUGUCAAUUGGAAAUGGCAAUACUGAGAAGGAGGGUGAUGAUGAGAAUAGGCUGUCGCAUAGUGCUGAAACUGAGGGUUCCAGUAAUGGAAGUGUUGGAAACACUGAAGAAGCUGAUCAUAAUAAAAGGAAGAGAAGCCGUGAAGGAACCCCAACAGAUGUCGAAGAUGAAAAAACUGAGAUCAAGGCUGUUCUUCCUCCUUCUGAUAAUGCGUUGGGAAUUCCCCUUACUCCGGCAAAUGUAGCAGCAGGACAAGUAGUGGGAACUGUUGUUUCGUCUGGUGUGGCCACCACAUUGGAGCUGAGGAAUCCUGGGGUCAGUGUGAAAGCCAAUUCAGCUAAUGUUUCUCCCUCUAACACAGUAAUGUCUUCUGAACCUUGGUUACAGGUACAGAAUGAGAGGGAGAUAAAACGCGAGAGGAGAAAACAAUCUAAUCGAGAAUCUGCAAGAAGGUCAAGACUGAGGAAACAGGCUGAAACUGAGGAACUUGCCAGAAAAGUGGAAGCCCUCAGCGCUGAAAACAUCGCACUGAAGUCAGAAAUCAAUCAAGUGGUAGAAAACUCACAGAAACUUCGUCUUGAAAAUGAUACAUUAACGGCAAAAUUGAAAAGCGUGCAGUCGGGACAAGGAAAUGAGAACGGUUUACCUAAUGUUGAUACCAAACGUAAUCCCACAGACAGCACCGAAAACUUGUUAUCAAGGGUCAACAAUUCGGGUUCUGUUGGUAGAAUUGCAGAUGAAAGUGCAGACAUGUACGGAAAAGGUGCAAAGUCAGGUGCCAAGUUUCAUCAAUUACUGGAUAACCCGAGGGCUGAUGCUGUGGCAGCUGGCUGAGCUGCGGACGAAAAAACAUGUAAGUCAUAAAGAUAUAGGACUAUCAUGUAAUUUUGGCAUUAAUUAAACGCCCAAAAUUACUGCUAACAGUGUCCUAAUUUGGAGUUAGGCAGAUAGAUAUAAUUUUCAUAAAACUUUGUAAUUGUUAGUUAAAAGCCUUUCUCAAUGGCAGAACUGAUGUGUUUUUAAUUAGAAUUCAGGGUGCCGAGAUUUGGCCACUAAAAAAAUGUAUAUUGAAGAGUUUUAGAGAUUUAGAAGAGGGAGUCUUUGUGUUCCAGUCAGCUUUAUUGGACGCUUAUACAUCUAUAAAGGACUUUUGUUCAUGUAUUAGUUGAAUUACUAUUUACUAGUGGGGUGAUUUUAUCACAUACUUUACUGUAAUAGACAUUUUCUACCAUAAACUUCUUUUCGUUUUCAUUAUCUUCUGAUAAUAUAAAGUAUGGUUUUUAUGUGUCUGAA